AUGAAGCCACGCAAGCGUGCCUUGCAGAAGCAACGGAAUAAUUGGCAACAGUCGCCUGGUAGCAGACAUUCCACGCCAUCUAACAACGUUGCUUUCACCCUCAUCGAUGAGGCUCGACAGACAUCAAGCCAUGAUACCUCAUUCUGGAGCCAAAAUACACAACUUCGAAAGAAACCCGUGGUAUUCGUUAGCUCUGGCUCCCACGAUCCGUUGACAUCGCCGCAAAUCCAAGCAGAGGAAACGGAAGAUUCAAAAACGUCUACCGAAACGCCUGUUGCCGCAACUGAAGAACAACCACAACCAGAUGAUGGCAGCUCUAGCGAUGAAGUAAUCGUUUUUAAAGGCCGAAAUCACAUGAAGCGGAAACCCCAAGCGCCUGAGAUAGCCCCAACAGUUCCUAAGAUUGUUCAGACUCCUGAGGCAACGAAAAUCCCCGAGGAAACGCAGGCUCCUGAGGAAGCACAGGCUGUUGAGGCAGCGCAGGUUGUUGAGGCAGCGCAGGUUGUUGAGGCAGCGCAGGUUGUUGAGGCAGCGCAGGUUGUUGAGGCAGCGCAGGUUGUUGAGGCAACGCAAACUCCUGAGGCAACGCACGCUCCUGAGGCGACCCAGGCUCCUCGAAUAGCCUGUACCCCUGAAUCAACACAUAUUCCUGAGGCAUCCUACAAUCUCGAGGUAACACAGGCUGCGGAAAUUACACUCACGUCCAUACAAACCGAGAUUCGAGCCGUUGAGAGAGAGCUAUCGAGUGAACCUAGAGAACCUCGUACCCAGUACACAGAAGCAAGCAAAAAGGAAGAUAGGGAUAACGAUGGGGAAGAUUCUGAUGAUCUUUUUUGGCCAAAGAAGAAGUCAAAUAAGUCCCGGAGACGACAGAAAUGGGGAGAAGACUCCGAGGAGGACGCCAUACUCGCCGAUUACAUUGCCAAUAUGCGUCAAAAUGGAGAGAUGAUGGGCGAGACAUCUGAAGAAGAUUCGGAUAGCUCAAGCAGUGACGACGCUGGAGACCACCCGUCGGCACCUUCAGGCCUCAAAGUUGAGGAAAAUGUCGAUAUAUAUUCGGAGGCAGACUAUCAGCCUCAGAAGUCACUCUUCGAUGAACCCGUUGACGAUCUAGAUAAGCAUGAAUCACACACCAUCUCUCAUCCAUCGUCACGAGAGAAACUCAGGGGGAAAGCUAUAAUGAAAGGCUCCACAGGCACUUUCAUGCACUCUUUCACUGAGGUUGAGUAUCUUGAGGAACAGGGGGAUUUCGACUUCAUGGACUGGGAACGACCUAGCGUAAGGCGAAAGAAAAGCAAAGCGAGGCGUCUUUUACUAGGCUCAGAUAUUGAUUCGGAUCUGGAAGAGAAACUCCAAGCCGCCUACAGCAAUGAUCGGCAGAGGAAGGCUCAACGUAAGAGGGAGAGGGAAGAGUUGCGAGCGACAGGAAUGCUUGGCAAGAGAAGCCAGCCAGACCUACAAGCAAAGUACCGGACAGGCAUCACCGCGAGCGAGGUUGUCGAUGAAAUAAAAACGUUCCUAGCCGGACCUCAACAAAUGCGCAUUAAAUCUACCGCCGAUGGAUAA
This is a messenger RNA of Trichoderma asperellum CBS 433.97, 1566 nucleotides long. Lineage: Eukaryota; Fungi; Ascomycota; Sordariomycetes; Hypocreales; Hypocreaceae. The record is from RefSeq and is a predicted model, not a curated record.